GAUCUUCCUCACUUUCUAGUCGAGAAAGCUCCUCCAUGAAUGAACAGGAUACCGCAUACCUGAUGGAAAUAGCGCAUUCAUCUUAUAUCUACGAUAUAUUAUACCUAUUUCCAAUCCGUCCUACGAGCAACUGAUAAUGGUAAUCUGUAUGAAAUGACGGCGGUACUAUUGUCUUUACCAGGUCGGCACUUGCUAGAUAGAACACACCGGAUAACGAUAUACGCCAUCACCACUUACCCCUCCCGAGGUCUCCAACAACAUCACAUAUUGACUUCUAGAGUACACAUCUACACACUAGUUUUUCCCACACCUGUCAUCGUAUAACUCAGUUUCCGUAAAGCCAAUCACCCCCAAGUCGGCCAAUCCCUAAAUUAAACCCUCAUCCUCAGAUUCUCCAAACCCACCAAAGAAGCGUCCCAGUCCAAAUUCAAUUUCCAACCACCAUGACCAAACCCUCUCUCCCAUCCAAAAUGUGGGCCGCACAAGUCAUCUCUUUCAACGAACCCUACAAAGUCCACCAAAUCCCCGUCCCAUCAGACCUCGCACCGUACGACCUUCUCAUAAAAGUCGCCGUCGCCUCCCUCUGCCACACAGACUCCAUGGUCUCUUCAGGCGCAAUGGCCACACCACUCCCCUGCACCGGCUCACACGAAGGCGCCGGCACGGUCGUAGCGAUCGGCACUUCCGUGUCGCACUUUGCGGUCGGCGACCGCGUGAUGGCCGGGAUCCUGUACGACGCCUGCGGUACCUGCGCUGAAUGCACUGGAGGAGCCUCCGCGUGUCCCCAGUACUGCCAGAAUACGGGCGGUUUUCUUGGUAUCACGACACAUGGAUUCUUUGCGCAGUACGCGAAGGUUGAUGCGAGACAGACGGCAAAGGUACCGAGUAAUGUUUCGUUUCAAACUGCGGCUCCGCUGGCUUGUGCGGGCGUGACGGUGUAUCGUGGUAUUGUCUUGUCGGCUGUGCGGCAGGGGGAGUGGAUUGCUAUCGUAGGUAGUGGAGGCGGUUUGGGCCAUCUUGGAGUCAAACUUGCGAAGGCGAUGGGGGUGAAUGUUAUUGGAAUCGAUGCCAGAGACGAAGGAUUGCAACUUACGAGGCUGUGCGGUGCGAAUGUUACUAUUGAUGCUAGGAUCGGGCUUGAAGAGGUCGUUAAAGCUGUGCGUGCUUGUACGGGGAAUGAGGGAGUAAAGGCUACACUGAACGUGAGUGAUGCGAAGGAGGCUGCUGCACUAGCUUGUGCGGUUACGAAGAUGCAUGGGACGAUGGUUCAGCUUGCGCAGCCGGAUGGUGUGGUUAUUCCGUUCCAUGAACUCAUUUUGAGGGAUAUUAGGGUUAGGGGGUCGGCUGUUGCCAACUUGGACGAGGCGCGGGAUAUGCUGGAGUUGGUUGCUGGGCAUGGUAUUACGGUGCAGACGUGUUCGUUCCAGGGGCUGGGUGAGAUUGGGAAGUUGGUAGAGUUGGCGCAUAGCGGGAAGAUGAAGGGAAAGGGCGUCGUUAUUAUGGAUCAGAAGCAGAUUGAAAGGGAGAAGAAUAUCAGAUCAGCGUUGUAGGAAGAUGCAUGAUCACCAAGACAGAAGAUACGGAGAGAUCAUGACCAUAGAUGUCAUAUGUACCAGCAAUGUA
Messenger RNA from Alternaria rosae, 1623 nucleotides. RefSeq names its product chaperonin 10-like protein. Gene Ontology annotation, molecular function: oxidoreductase activity. Lineage: Eukaryota; Fungi; Ascomycota; Dothideomycetes; Pleosporales; Pleosporaceae. Bases 444 to 1550 code for a protein of 368 amino acids. The record is from RefSeq and is a predicted model, not a curated record. The transcript has a single exon.